AUGUUUGCCGCACUAGCCCCUGUCGCCGCGUCUAGCGCCUCGCUGCUCGUCCCUUCGAUACAAGCCAAGGGAUUAUCCCGCUUGCCGUCGUCGCAAGGCGUUCGAGCCGGAACACCGCGCUUUGUCGGCUCCGCGUUGCGGCGACUGCACUCGAAUCCGCGCAUCGCGACCUCCUUUUCCGCGCAGACUCGCGCCGAAUCUCAAACACCCGGGCCCUUUCUACGCGCGAUCGGACGCUUUUUUACCGCCGGCGGCGCAACAGCUGCGCCUGGGGCGGGUAUGGAGAACGCGUGGGCGCUCGAAGGGCGGCCGGCGGUGGCGGUGGUAACGGGGGCGAAUAAAGGAAUCGGGUUCUACAUCGCACGGGGAUUGGCUGGCGAAGGGCUGACUACAGUGCUCACCGCCCGCGACCCGGGGCUGGGGCAGGAAGCUGUAAAGAAGCUUCAGGGGGAGGGGCUGCAGGAGGUGGAGUUUCAUCAGCUGGAUAUCAGCGACCAAUCAUCGAUCGACAGCUUUGCACGGUGGCUCAAGGACACGCAUGGGGGCUUGGACGUGCUUGUAAACAAUGCCGGGAUGGCUUAUAAGGGGAACACGUUUGGAGCAGAGGAGGCGAGGAACACCAUCAACACCAACUACCGAGGCACUCGGGCCGUGUGUGAGGCGCUGAUGCCGCUGUUGCGCCCCUCCAAAGCGGGGGCGCGCGUAGUGAAUGUGGGCUCAAGUGCAGGCAAGCUUCGCAUUGUCUCCCCCGCACUCAAGGCCCGCUUCACCAUCCCAACCCUCACAGCUUCUGACCUGGAUGCACUAGCGGAGGAGUUUAUAAAGGGGAUAGAAGACGGCACUUAUAAGGGAGCCGGGUGGCCCGAGUCCAUGUAUGGCGUGUCGAAGCUUCUAGAGAACACCUACACCCGCGUGCUUGCACGGCAGAUGGAGGGGCGGCAGGAAGGCGAAAAGGUGUUUGUGAAUGCAUGCUGCCCCGGGUGGUGUGCAACAGACAUGUCAUCAUGGCGCGGCCGCAAGACGGCAGAAGAGGGAGCAGACACGCCCAUCUUCCUGUCGCUGGUGCCCCCUGAGAAGACGGGUACCAGGCAGUUCUAUGCUGACAGGGCAAUUGAGGAGUUUUAG
This is a messenger RNA of Closterium sp. Yama58-4, 1125 nucleotides long. The record is from the annotation of a GenBank genome assembly. Lineage: Eukaryota; Viridiplantae; Streptophyta; Zygnematophyceae; Desmidiales; Closteriaceae.